Molecule: messenger RNA, 1084 nt
Organism: Panicum virgatum (switchgrass)
Lineage: Eukaryota; Viridiplantae; Streptophyta; Magnoliopsida; Poales; Poaceae
Product: COP9 signalosome complex subunit 8-like
Exons: 5
Coding region: 93-683 (196 amino acids)
Biological process (GO): COP9 signalosome assembly; protein deneddylation
Cellular component (GO): COP9 signalosome
Source: RefSeq, a predicted model, not a curated record
CCCAUAUCCUCUUUCGAGCGGGCCACAAAACCCUCUCCGUGCCUCCCCCGGUCCUCCCUCACCGCCGGCGAUCCCCUCCACCUUCGCCGCCGAUGCAUAUCUCCGCCGUCCAGGCCGCGCUCUCCGACAAGUCCUACUCCGGUCUCGCUCCCCUCUGCGAUGAUCUCCUCCUUCAGACCGCGUCCAGGGGAGCCACCACCGACGAAUGGCCCUACGCCGUCCACCUCCUCGCCCACCUCUACCUCAACGACCUGAACAGCGCGAGGUUCUACUGGAAGUCGUUGCCGCAGGAGGUGAAGGACGCGCGGCCGGAACUCGUGGCUGUCUGGAGGAUCGUUCAGUGUCUAUGGAACCGCGACCAUGCCGGCGUCUACACAGCGGCGCAGGGGUUCGAGUGGGGCCCUGACCUCGCUGACUUCAUCACUGCCUUCCUAGAAAGCUACAGAAAGAGGAUAUUCCAACUGUUGACCUCUGCGUAUUCCACAAUCAGUGUUCCUGAUGUGGCUCACUUCAUGGGGAUGAGUGAGGAGGAUGCUACCAAUUAUGCAGUGGGAAAUGGUUGGAGUUUGGAUGCAUCAACCAAGAUGCUUACUGUCAAGAAACCAAAGACUCAGACCAACCAGAAACUCGACGCAAGCAAACUGCAGUGUUUGACUGAGUGUGUUUUCCACCUGGAGCACUGAUGCCCACUGUUAGUGGUGUGAUGUCCCUUUUGCUACGCCCAAUGUUAAGAAGCCUCUUUGUCAUGAUAGCUAGAUACCUGAAUAGAUCUUUGGCUGCAAAGGGGAGUUCUAUCAGUACUGAAUUCCUGAAAGGCUAGCUUGUCCAUAUGGUUUCUUGUCCUGCCAGUGGUGCAUUGAAAUGAGUUAUGCAUUGCUCUUGUUUCAACUAGCAAGUUCAUGUUUUUGUUUCUACUUGACUGGAGUUGGAAAUUGUUUAGUGGUUAGCAUUGCAGUGGAGCCGUGGAUGUCACUGAAGCAGUUUGAUUAUCUAGGGAUUAUCUCUUUGCGUUAGAUCGCUAGCAGUCUGUUGUGCCCAACCAACAUAUGAAAAGUAUUAUUGAAGUAUCUGGGAAGCGGGUUAA